CCCUUAGACGUUCGUCCACGACCCUUCGUGGCCGUGACGUCAAUUGCGGUAACGCCGGACGGCACCCGUUGCAGUCCGGCGACGCGCAGCCGCGCGGCACCGCGAUCAAUGCGCGUCUUCGCACGAGGGUACCCGUCGGCGCAUAUUACACGAGGACCGGAACGGAACAUGCGCGCGGGUGGACUCGUCCUGCGGUAAAAAGGAGAGACUCGCGCGCGUGGAAACCUCUGACGUGGAAUACCGAUGAUGCAAACGCGCGCUCGCGUCUCUGCAUGAAGCGAGAUUCGAUGAAUUCGCGAGCCCGCGAGGCGUAAGAGCCGAGGGUGGAAGGCUGAGACGACGCUGUGUUUGUGACGUGAUGCGGAACGCUGCGACGAGUGGUUCUCGCGACGCGCUGACUCGGCAGCAUGUAGAAAGCUAGUGCAGGGCAAAGAGUAGCGAACCGCUCGAUUUUUCGUGGUCGAAACGCUCGAAGGUCCGCUCCGGUUGAUAAAACUGUCUCUGUUUAAAGUAGUUGCCAUUUUCCAUCCAGUGUUGUGGGACUUGUCGAUAAGAGUUGCAGUUGCGGCUUACAUAACAGCCCAUAACGACAAUGGUAUGCACGAUUUGAGGAUUUUGACUCGGCGUAUCUAAUCAAGGUCUUAGAGAGUUGAAGAGUGAUCAGUCUUCUCUACAAAUGUUGAUAAGAUUGUCGAAGAGAAACACCAACAACCUGCUACGACUGAUUUACAAACUCUGAACAGCUGUUAAAUCGUCGAGUCGAGUCCUCUCCGAAUUGGAGCGAAUAUAAUCAGGGGUGAACGUUUAUCCAGUGAACGCCAGUUGCGCCUUUGCCCACGUAAGAUGAACAGGCGCACGUAGACAAUCGAUUGGCGCGCGAUCAAUCCAGUCGGAGCAGGAUGCCGAAGCAAGUUCCGGUGGAGAACCUGGUGAUACCGCCGCAGGAUGGCCGCAUCUGCGGCACGAUCUGCAUCUGCCAGAUGACGAUGGUACUGUCCUCGGUCGCGCUGGUGUACCUGACGGUCGCGAUCUACAUGCCCAGCACGCGGGCGUUCGCCUCGGGCAUCACCGAGGUGCCCGUGAUGUGCACGACGAUUCGAGCGUCGAACGUGGACAAUUGCGAGUGGGGCAGCUGCGGCGAGUGGUGCCUGUCCAAGACCUCCGGGCCCUGCGUGCAGAUCCACGUGAACCUACGCCGAAACGGGUCCACGAUCCUCCUAGCGAACUGUACGAACACGACGAACAAGACGUGCUACGGUAUCGAUCAGGAGAACGCGAAGAAGGCAAAGUGCAUCGCGGACGAGUGCCGCAAUCUGACCGGGACGUUCAACUGCUCCGCGGGCACCUGCAUCAACAUCACCGACGCCUUCGAGUGCAUGUUCCACGACACGGAUCCGCCCCUCAAGUGCUCCGGCCGUCGCGGCAAGAUCACCUGCAUAGACAUAGACGGGCUGUUCAACUGCAACCGCGGCACCUGCGAGCGCAUACGCACCCCCUACAACUGCGAUCGCAGGUGCGUCGACAUCCCGACCAGGAACAAGAACAUGAUCCUCCUCAGUGGCGACAAGGUGUACCUCAGCCAGUGCGAACGGGCUAUAGACGUAGAGAGCAAUCGCGAGAUCUGGCACGAGGAUCGCGGCGACGUCAUGAUGGCCUCCUGCUACGGGAUCUUCAAUUCCACGUUGGGCGUGGAGGCGGUGGAUUGCAUCAACGGUUCCGUGCUGGAGAAAGACCAGCUGACCGAUCUGACGAAUUUCACGUACCUGUCCUACCUGAAUAUAUUCGCCACGAAACCGUUGGACAAAGACAAUAUAGUCGCGCCGCCGGAGCAGAGCCUGAUCAUCGCCAACGAGAGCAAAUUGUUGAUCAACCUCGAGGGAUGCGUCAACACCCUUCGGGACGAGUGCAAAGAGUUCCUUCACGAGUACGGGAAGGACGGGUCCGAUCACAACGCGCGUGCUAGAUUCCCGUGUUACUACGCCGAGGCUAACACGGGCGUUGUCGUGUCGCGGUUCGAUCUGCAUACGACCUAUAAAGAGUUCUUGAUCGCGCUAGUGCUGCCGAGCAUUCUGUUUGUCGUCAGCUGUCUGACUCUGAUCUUCUGUCAGAGGAGAGUCGUCGUCGGGGACGACGCUAAAAUGAGGUUCAAGGGCACGCCCGGCACGCUGGUCUCGAUAGAGAGGAGCGCGUCGGGCAACUUAGGGGAUGCUGGCGGAGGAGACUCCGUUAUGGCGCUCUGAGAUCCGUCACGCAUUCCCCUCCUGGAGGAGAGUCCGGCUCGUCAGUCGAUAUUCUCCCUGCGCGGGUAUUACUGAGGUGUGGGGAGGGGGGGAACGCGUGAUAAAAAUUCUCAUCUUGCACACAAUUCAA
This is a messenger RNA of Vollenhovia emeryi, 2370 nucleotides long. RefSeq lists its product as uncharacterized. Gene Ontology annotation, molecular function: sodium channel regulator activity. Lineage: Eukaryota; Metazoa; Arthropoda; Insecta; Hymenoptera; Formicidae. The transcript is spliced from 2 exons. The record is from RefSeq and is a predicted model, not a curated record. Gene Ontology annotation, biological process: regulation of sodium ion transport. The coding region runs from base 900 to 2240 and encodes 446 amino acids.